Messenger RNA from Benincasa hispida (wax gourd), 1549 nucleotides. RefSeq names its product MDIS1-interacting receptor like kinase 2-like. The record is from RefSeq and is a predicted model, not a curated record. Lineage: Eukaryota; Viridiplantae; Streptophyta; Magnoliopsida; Cucurbitales; Cucurbitaceae. Gene Ontology annotation, molecular function: protein kinase activity; ATP binding. Gene Ontology annotation, biological process: protein phosphorylation.
UUUCUGGUUCGAUCCCAUCGACUUUUGAUAAAAUGAAGAGUUUACGGUUUGUUGAUUUGUCGUAUAACGACUUGGAAGGCCCAAUUCCUGAGAGCAAGGCUUUUGAAGAGGCAUCAGCAGAGUCAUUUGAGAACAACAAAGCUCUGUGUGGAAAGCACACCAGUUUGAAGAAUUGUCCAGUUCAUGUGAAGGAUAAGAAGGCAGUUAUUUCUCCACUUGCUUUGAUUCUCAUUCCUUCUUUUGCAGUUUUGGUAAUUGCAUUGUGGAUAAGCAUUGGAGUUGUAUGUGCCUUGAAAAGCAGUGAAAGAAAAAAGAGGGUUAAGGUGAGAGACUUACACAAUGGAGAUUUGUUUUCAAUUUGGAGUUAUGAUGGAAAAUUGGUAUAUGGAGAUAUAAGGGAAGCAACUGAAGGCUUUGAUGAUAAGUAUUGCAUUGGGGUUGGAGGACAUGGAAGUGUUUACAAGGCUAAGUUGUCCACAGGCCAAGUUGUGGCAGUGAAGAAGCUGCAUUCUCUUCAUCACUCCAAGUUGGAAGAUCAAAGAGCAUCAGAAAGUGAGAUAAGUGCAUUAACGAAAAUCCGACAUCGAAACAUUGUAAAGCUUUACGGGUUCUGUUUUCACGCUCGAGAAUCGCUUUUAGUCUACGAGUACUUAGAAAGAGGAAAUUUGGCCAACAUGUUGAGUAGUGAAGAGCUAGCAAAAGAACUGAAUUGGAUGAGAAGGAUCCAUGUUGUAAAAGGAGUUGCCAAUGCUCUAAACUAUAUGCAUCAUGAUUGCGCGCCUCCAAUCAUCCAUCGAGAUGUUUCGAGUAACAAUAUACUAUUGGAUUCAAGCUAUGAAGCUCAUAUUUCUGACUUCGGCACGGCUAGACUCAUAAACAUCGAUUCAACGACUUGGACUGCAACAGCUGGUACUUAUGGAUACAUAGCUCCAGAGCUUGCAUAUACAAUGAAGGUUACACCAAAAUGUGAUGUCUAUAGCUUCGGAGUAGUGACACUUGAAACAAUCAUGGGGCGUCACCCGGGUGAGCUUAUAUAUGCUCUUUCAACUACAUUAUCAUCACCGUCAUCGUCGGCCACAGGUUUGGAACCAUUGAAUGUGGAAUCCUUACAGUUAAAGGAUAUCAUUGACAAGCGCUUACCAACUCCUACUGCUCAAAUGGCUGAGGAAAUACUCACAAUGACUAAACUAGCAUUGGCUUGUAUUAAUGUCAAUCCUCAGUUUAGGCCAACAAUGAAGAAUGUAGCUCAAGAUUUAUUGACUCCUCGACGAGAGCUUCUCAAGCUGUUUUCUAGUAUCACAUUGGGAAAACUUGUGAACUCGGAUGAUAUCCAAGAAGGCAAGAGCCUUUCUGAUUCAAUGUCGAGCAGUUGAGAGGAAUGUAGAAUAAUGACUGAAAAAACCCAAAUAAAAUAAAAUAAAAUAAAAUAAAAAAUCCAACUUGUUCGUGAGCAACCUUAUUUGGUUGAUAGGCCAGAAAAAUAGGAUUUUUUCCUAUUUAUUUUUAAAAAGUAAAAAUAAAAAACACAUCUGAUUAGUAUUUUCCCUCC